GGCGACACGACCAACGAUAACGACGACACCUCUUUCGACAGGUACAUCGAGGAGAAGGCAGUUCAAGCCCUGGACAUGCUGGCAGGCCUGAUAAUGCCUGAGCACCUCUUGUCCGAGGCUGGCGAUGUGGAGGGCAACCUGCAAGGUGUUCUUGCGGCAGCUAAAGCCGGGGAUCGCAAGAAGGCAGUUCUGGAGCUCAUCGGAUCUGCUUACCACCUCGUCGACCUGGCGCAAGCUUGCCUGCCGACCUUCGGCGGCGCACCACCACCGUUCGUGAUCAAAGUUCGCGCCGCCUCGCCAGCACCCGAAGGAAGCCCAUCCAUCGUGCUCAAGGAUGGAUCGGUCCUGUGGUUCGACUUCGGGGCUGAGCAGGAUGAUACUGAAGCCAUGAAGCGGGCCGUGAACAUUCCCAUCGUGCUCGCGUUGGGAAUCACCACGUACCUCGCUACCUAUCACUCGCUCGAGUGAUCGGUAUGCGUCUGCGCGCAUGCACUACCACUUACUUACCAACCACUAGGCUAUCCUUUUCAUUAAUGUCUCAAGUAGUAGUAGUAGUGUUGGAUCUGCUAGUAGUACCUGCAGUCCGGGAGUAUUUGCGUUGGAUGUAAUGUGAUCUAUCAGAGUAGCGUUGGAAGUUAUCAGCUGUGGUGAUCUGUUGGCUUUAAUGGAUGUUAUUAGCGUUGGCCAUCUUAA
This is a messenger RNA of Panicum virgatum (switchgrass), 693 nucleotides long. RefSeq lists its product as uncharacterized. NCBI's taxonomy places the organism in Eukaryota, Viridiplantae, Streptophyta, Magnoliopsida, Poales, Poaceae. The coding region runs from base 76 to 468 and encodes 130 amino acids. The record is from RefSeq and is a predicted model, not a curated record. The transcript is spliced from 2 exons.